AAAAUUAACGCGGCCUCUCUCUCUCUCUCUCUCUCUCUCCAUAACGAAAUUAAAGGAAAACGAUUUUCAUAUUUUGUUGUCCGAGACCAAAAAACAAGGAGUUUAAAAAAAUACUUUAAAGGAUAACGGAUAAAUGGAAGAGAAUCUCAGAGGCAAUGUUCCGUUACCGGAUCAGAAGAAGAAGAACAGUGAGUUGACUCGGUCGAACUCAGACUCCUCUGGUUUAACCCUUGACGACGCGAAUGCAAGACCGCAGGGCACAUCUGCCGUGUGGACAGAUGAGAAGCAUGGGUUAUAUCUUGCCUCAUUAGAAGCGUCAUUUGUUAAUAAUCAAUUGCACCAUUCCAUUCGUUUGCGUGGUUGGUUGGGCGAGAUGGGAGGGAGGCCAUGUUCAUCGCCACACCAGUUCAUGGUUCUUCGAGAUAGUAUUCGGCAGAAGAAAAGGAAUGAGCCAUUGUUGGAAAGUACUGCCGAUUCUCAUUUUGUCAAGGACAUUACUCCGGCGAUGUGUCAUUUGGCGUCUGCAGGAAACCAGUGUAAAGCUGCACACCAUGAUCUUCAAGGGCACAGUGUAUAUUGUGGUGGGGGGGUUCAUGCAAGAGAGAAUGCAACUGGCUUUGGUGGAUUGGCAAGAAGUUCAGAACAACACCCUGUGUGCUGCUUAUGUUAUCAGAAUUAUAUUGGCAGCACAAUAGAAGUCUCAGAUCAGAACUUUGUUGAAGAAGACGAAGGAGAGAUGCUGAGCUGUGUCCACAUGGUGAAAAGAUUGAGGACAUCUGGAGCCGAGGCUUCAAGCAAUGAUCAAGCUGUGCCAUUCACAAGGUCUGAUACGAGAGAUGUUUCAACUGCCAGUCAAUCUUCCUCUGAAAGGGAGGCACAUGUGCAUCAAGAAUUGUUGUCAGAAAACCCCAAUAGCUUUGUCCGCCAAAACUGUCUGCAUUAUUUCUUAAGAGGGAGCUAAGCUUUACAUGGAUUUGAAGUUUUAAAAGGUUACUUUUGAUUCCAAUACCUGAAAACACAGGAGAGAAUGCAAGCUCUUGCCCAUUUGAUGAGUCAUCUUGAGGAAACUGCAGAUAGCAAGAUUUUGAUGGGUAACCUUCUUCUCGCUGAAAAUGAUACCGUCUGAAGAUUUUUGCCAGUAGAAUUCUGUUGGGAUGAUGAUAUUCAUAUCUGCUGUGCGAUAUGCUUGAAUGGGCAGUUCGAAGUUGACUUUACCAAGCUUUUUUAAACUAUAUGUUGCACUUUUAUUUAUUUAUUUGCCCAGUUUUGUACACCGAAUAAAUCCUGAACCUUUUUCUAUAGAAAAUUCUUGAAUAGAGAUGUACACGAUGGAGAAGAUGCUAUAUAUGGCAAAUAUUUUUUAUAUUUGGAGCA
Populus nigra (black poplar) is the source of this 1374-nucleotide messenger RNA. RefSeq lists its product as uncharacterized. The coding region runs from base 134 to 961 and encodes 275 amino acids. NCBI's taxonomy places the organism in Eukaryota, Viridiplantae, Streptophyta, Magnoliopsida, Malpighiales, Salicaceae. The record is from RefSeq and is a predicted model, not a curated record. Gene Ontology annotation, biological process: response to cold; regulation of circadian rhythm. The transcript has 5 exons.